GACGUCAUCAAAACUGGCAGGUUAGCUCUGCCUUUGCGUCGCGAGUGGACAGUCCAAGCUAACACUGCCGAAAAAGCGAGCGUCUCGGCUUGAGAAGUGACCCUCUCCUUUUACAAUAUUAACCGUCGGAGAAAACGCGCCUCAGUGUUAAAAUGAAGAGGCGGAUACACUUCGGGUUUGUUCUGAUUUAUUCGCUGGUCUCGUAUUUUUCUCCGUGCUCGGCGUUUUAUCUUCCGGGUUUAGCCCCUGUGAGUUUCUGUGACGACGGCAAAGCGGGUGAAGAGUGUCAGUCAUUGAUUCAGCUGUUUGUCAAUCGCUUGGACUCUGUAGAGUCGGUGUUGCCUUACGAGUAUGACGUGUUUGACUUUUGCAAAGAUGCCAAGGAAAUGAGGCCUUCUGAGAACCUUGGACAGGUGCUGUUUGGUGAACGCAUUGAGUCAUCGCCAUACAAGUUCAAUUUUAAAGAAGAUGUUAAAUGCAAGACAGUGUGCACCAAAAACUACAAGAAAGGUGCCCAGGAGGAUAUAACCAAACUUGAUUUUCUCAAGAUGGGAAUGCAGUUAAACUACCAACACCACUGGAUCAUUGACAACAUGCCAGUCACAUGGUGCUAUGAUGUGGAAGAUGGUCAGAAGUACUGCAACCCAGGCUUUCCUAUUGGCUGCCUUGUUACAGCAGAUGGUAGACCCAAAGAUGCCUGUGUCAUCAAUGCUGAUUUCAACAAGAAGAACACAUUUUACAUUUUCAACCAUGUGGACAUUAAGAUCAUCUACCACAGUGGAGAAUCAGAAGGAUGGACAGGGGCUCGGCUGGUUGCUGCCAGUCUGGAGCCAAGGAGUAUCAAACAGACUGAUGAGAAAAACCCAAACUGUGAAGGAACCGCCCCGAUGGAGAUCCCCGUGGAGUUCAAUGAUGAUGCCUCAGUAAUUUACACCUACUCCGUCACUUUUGAACAAAACAAUGAUAUCAAGUGGGCCUCAAGGUGGGACUACAUCCUGGUCUCCAUGCCUCACACCAACAUCCAAUGGUUUAGCAUCAUGAACUCUCUGGUCAUCGUCCUCUUCCUGUCGGGCAUGGUUGCCAUGAUCAUGUUGAGAACCCUCCACAAGGAUAUUGCUAGAUACAACCAGGUGGACCAGGCAGACUUGAUAAAGCUCCCACAGACCAAGGAAAAAUCCUCUCUACCCUAUGAGGAUGCGCAGGAGGAGUCGGGGUGGAAGCAGGUGCAUGGGGAUGUUUUCCGUCCCCCAAGGAAGGGCAUGUUGUUGUCGGUGUUCCUGGGACAGGGCACCCAGAUCCUCAUCAUGACCUUUAUCACUCUGUUCCUGGCCUGUCUGGGUUUCCUGUCACCAGCCAACAGAGGGGCUCUCAUGACUUGUGCCGUGGUUCUCUGGGUGCUGCUGGGAACACCUGCCGGCUAUGUGUCUGCACGCCUUUACAAAACUUUUGGGGGUGAAAAAUGGAAAACAAAUGUGCUGCUGACAGCGCUCCUGUGCCCAGGCAUUGUGUUUGCAGACUUCUUCCUGAUGAACCUCAUCCUCUGGGUGGAGGGUUCCUCAGCAGCCAUCCCCUUUGGCACCCUGGUGGCAAUUUUGGCCCUGUGGUUUGGAAUCUCUGUGCCCCUCACCUUCAUUGGUGCCUACUUUGGAUUCAAGAAACCUGCAAUUGAACAACCAGUCCGAACAAAUCAGAUCCCACGUCAGAUUCCUGAGCAGUCUUUCUUUACCAAACCCAUCCCCGGGAUUGUAAUGGGUGGUAUCCUGCCCUUUGGCUGCAUCUUCAUUCAGCUUUUCUUCAUCCUGAACAGCAUUUGGUCUCAUCAGAUGUACUACAUGUUUGGCUUCCUGUUCUUGGUUUUCAUCAUUCUACUCAUCACCUGCUCCGAGGCCACAGUUCUCCUCUGCUACUUCCAUCUAUGUGCUGAGGAUUAUCACUGGUGGUGGCGUUCCUUCCUGACCAGUGGCUUCACUGCGGUCUAUCUGUUCAUCUAUGCCGUGCAUUACUUCUUCUCGAAGCUGCAAAUAAUCGGAGCGGCCAGCACCUUCCUUUACUUUGGAUACACAAUGAUUAUGGUCCUUAUCUUCUUCCUCUUCACAGGAACAAUUGGCUUCUUUGCCUGCUUCUGGUUUGUAAACAAGAUCUACAGUGUGGUCAAGGUGGAUUAGAGGACUUGGGGAGAGACAGACUCGCUGGUGCAGCACUGACCUCUGUCUGCAGUGCUGUUUUGUGAGAUGAAGCAGUUUGAAUGGACCUGAAAGCAUCACUAAUAUUAAGACCAGGGCUCAUCCUCUUUUGUGCUUUAAACCUCUUUUGCUAUCGUUUUCUUUUUUAAUUAAAAUAUAUAUAAUUUUGUGUUCACUGUUGACCAGUAAUAUUUUAAGUGGCACCUUGAAAAUCUGUGUGGGUUCCAUUGAUCUAGUUCAUAGUGGGCAGUUUGUUUGGGUGGGUUUAACAAAUAUUUCUGAAGAAAGUAAGAAGAAAAAAAAAAAACCCUUUGUAUUUUUGAUUAUUUUAUUUUAUAUUAUGUCUUAAUGUCUAGAUUUCGUUUUUUCCAUUUAUUACUUAUAUUGUAAAGAUAAAUAAAUUGUGUACAUAUACUGUACAGAGGGAGCGAGUGUGAAAGUGGUACUUGGAUGAGACCUUCCUUUCUUGUCAAAGGUAAUGGUGGCGUUAGAAAUCUGGAAAUAUUAGCUUGUAUUGUAGAUGAGAAAUCAUAUAAAACACUGUCAUUGCUAUGA
Solea solea (common sole) is the source of this 2738-nucleotide messenger RNA. RefSeq names its product transmembrane 9 superfamily protein member 5 (gene tm9sf5). The record is from RefSeq and is a predicted model, not a curated record. Gene Ontology annotation, cellular component: membrane. Gene Ontology annotation, biological process: protein localization to membrane. NCBI's taxonomy places the organism in Eukaryota, Metazoa, Chordata, Actinopteri, Pleuronectiformes, Soleidae. The coding region runs from base 153 to 2165 and encodes 670 amino acids. The transcript has 18 exons.